This is a messenger RNA of Schistosoma margrebowiei, 2650 nucleotides long. The record is from the annotation of a GenBank genome assembly. Lineage: Eukaryota; Metazoa; Platyhelminthes; Trematoda; Strigeidida; Schistosomatidae.
ACACAUGUGUUGCACGUUGUGGACCUAACGGGUUUAGUUUAGGUAGUAAGUUUGUUGUUUGUUUGUUUUUUAAACUAGUUUAACAGGUUUGGAGUGAAUUUUACUGCAUGCCUACAGCAAGUAGGCUGGUUGUAUACUCUACUUGUGCUGUUACUUUGAUAUAUUUGCUUCAUUGUUAUCGAAAAAGACGUAAGCAUAGAGCGGCAAUCAGUACCAACCCGAUAAAAAUUAUUGAACAUCCUGUAUCUUCGUCACAAUCAAACGUCAGUGGUACGAAGUUCAACGAGGAAUCUUUUGUUAUUCAAGUAGUUACAAAUUUAGGCUUACCGUUGUUAGGAUUUACUUAGUGACAUUGAAUAUAACGAUCCACUUACCAUUCUCACAGCCUCUUUUGUUAAGGUACCUCUAAAAUUCUAUUUUGAUGUACAGACAAAAUUUACUGACGAACGUUUAGUAGCCUUAAAAGAACAGAACUUGGAAUUGGAAAGUAUUUCUUUUUUGGAAUCACUGCUGCCAGUAGCGUCAACUUUUUCCGACAUAGCACCCGCAUUGUUAGCAAUGGCAACCAGUCAAGCAGUAGUUUCUACCUUGAACAAUAGUUCUGUCUCGGGAUCCGAGUCUGAUCGAGCACUGACGCCCGACUCCAAUUGUGACUUUUGUGGAAUUACCCUUCCACCUGAAGGUUUCAGUGACCCUUCGAAUGACAUUUAUGAAGCUAAUCCCGAAGAGUUGGAUGGCAAAAUUUUGCCAAGAGUGCUCAUUCCUAGUGAUAUGUGGGCUCAGGUCGUUGAUAGAGAUAUCUGGCACGAGACAUUUUUAAUACCUGCCUACAUGGGUGGCGUUUUGAUUGGGCGGCUAGGAAAGUGAGUCUUCUAUAUUUUUAUCAUAUCCCUUCAGGAAUGUUAGAGAGCUGCGAAAUGUAUGGGAGGCCGAAUUCAGUUUAAAUACUUGCCCAGGAAAACAAGACACUCUGAUCUUCAAAUUAUCAUGCCCGCUUAGACACAAAAAUGAUGUACUACGCUGGGUAUCCCAUCGAUUCAGAAUGAGACCUUCCAAGACAACAAUUGGCAACCCAAACCAACUAAAGCGUCAACUUCCUCUAGGUGAACCGGUUCCGGUGCAGAUUCGUAGUCUUUAUGGUUCAAAGGAAUUGUUCGUAACAGUACCGGACGAAGAGUACAGUAACUAUCUAGUUAUGCAGGAAGAGCUUGAAAAAGAUUACUCAACCAACAACAAUUACCGUAUGCAACUUUGCGAACCCGUGACAUCAGGGACAGUUGCUGUAGUUCCACAUAGUCAGGGAUUUGCAAGGGCGCUUAUAAUUAGUGUUUAUCCUACCUGGCCGAAGGUAGCGUUCUACUACUUGCUAGACCAUGGGACAUUCGGUAUUGUGCAGUUAAAUAAAUUAAGAAAAAUCAGGGCUAAAUAUAUGAAGGUUCCUUAUCAAGCGAUUCAUGUUAGCUGGGCCCACGCAUUCCCUGUUUAUUCGGAUAUUCCUGAUUUACACAUACUUCGAACAUUCUUUAAUAGUGGUCGCGUUCAUGCAUUUGCUGUACGUAUGGAGACGUGUUGCCGAGCUUCUGUGGCAUUCGGCGAACCAUAUUCACAACCAUACUCAUCUCAUGGAUUUCUCGAUAUUCUAGUCAAUGCUUGUAACAGUGGACUGUUUAUAGCUGUUCCUCUUCUAAUUUAUCCCAAACGACAAUCUUGGUUAAAUGGUUCGUCGAUUCCGUAUUAUCCGUUUACAUACAGUUACAUCGAUUAUCAGUCAUUAGUGACUUUUGCUGUUGAGGAAGAUGACCAAGUGACCAUAGAUCAUUCAUCUUCCCAUAAUCGAAAUCCGAGUGAAGAUUAUAUUUGUCCAUCCAAACAUCAGAAUGGCAAUCAAAAAAAGUUCAAUAAAUCAAGCGAUAAUUACUACCGCUCACAGCCUUGUGGCCAGCGUCGUGGACUGAGAGGAUCUGCAACAGUCAGCAAUACUGGGAAUCGUCGACAAAAUCCAUAUGGACCAAAUCGUUUGCAAAAUGGCCCUCUGUUUGCUACUUCUCAGAAAGAAAACCAAUUUACAUCGGUUAGUGAGAAUACUAUUGCAUUAAAAUCCACAUCUAGUGGAAAUGAGCAAUUUGGCAGAAGUCAACUACGAAAACCGUUAUCAAAUCGUAAUAAUAGUGUAAGUAGUUCCAGGACUGUCUCAUCGAAUUCUGGACGAGCGGCUACAUUUAGUAGCCAUGAAUAAUAAUUCGGAUUAUUUCAUCUUGUCUCCUAAUGUUCUUGCUCUUCACAUAAGCUUCUUGCAGAAUUUUAUGUUUGGUGCUUUUGUCACUGUAUAUUCAUUUUUAAUCUGUGCCUUCUGUCACCCAUGUUUUCCUGACAUUUUUUAGUUUUUGUUUUUCGUACUUGCGCACAUAUUACUCACUAUAAUGGGACUUGAACUUCCCUACUUAUUUAGUCCAUAUGAUUUAAAAUUCAAGUAUUCAUAUGUUCUCUUAUAUUUUUGUUGAGUUCCUAUCAUUUUAUUUACUUUCCGGUAUAAUUUUUCUGUCCAUGCUGUGCUUAACUAGAGCAAUUGUUUUUCCUCGACAAAUGUAAUGUUUAUCGAUUAACCAAGGCGAAUAAAGAUGUUAAACUAAUCUAUUUUCAUCGGUACACA